CAUCUGCCGUACUACAGUAUAAAUUUCUGACCUUGUCGUUACCAUUUCAGGGCAAGCCGAAAAUGAAUAGUAAACAGUCAUGCCGCUGUAAGUGCCCUGCAAUGAUACGUUUGCUGCGGUCGAGUGAUGGUGGCUGGCACAUAAGCGAGCACAGGCCAUCACACAACCACUCCCUUACAGAUAACUGCGGGGAAAAGGUACACUGGCCUUCGCACGGGCAUAUAGAUAUAUAUAUACAAGAGAUCUUGUCAAUCAGCUCCGAGAGAAUAAUGUUAGCAUCGGUGAACUGUACAACAUAAUUGGUAGUUUCUUUGGUUCGAUGAGCAAAGUGCCUUUCACCAAGCAGGCGUUGAGGGGGCUGUGUGGUGAAAUCAGCCGGGAUCAAGUGGAUGAUGAUGUCCGGAAGACAAUGGAGGUUCUCGCGGAAUUGCGUUCAAAAGAUGCUCGAUUGUACUACAGAGUACAAUCUGACAGUGAUAGUCCAGAAUGUGCUUUGGUCAACUGAAGCCAGCAGGAUGCAAUACCGUUACUUCGGAGAUGCAAUAACAUUUGAUAUAUCAUACCGCGCAAACCUGUACGAUAUGCCGUUUGGACUAUUUGUGGGAGUGAACAACCACUUCCAAAGCAUUAUCUUUGGCGGGGUGCUUAUCAGGGAUGAGACAGGGGAAACAUUUGAGUGGGUAUUUAGUGAAUUUAUCCGCAUGAUGGGUGGCAAGCAUCCCCAAACCUUGCUGACAGAUCAGAGCAGGGCUAUGGAAGUUGCAUUACAAAAGGUGUUGCCCCACACAACCAACCUAUGGUGCAAAUGGCAUAUUCUUAAGAAGGCAAAGGAAUCUCUUGGUCCAUAUUAUGCAAAACGGAGCAAGUUUAGAUCAAACUUCCACAAAAUCGUGCAUCACAUGCUUAUAGUCGAUGAGUUUGAAACUGCAUGGGCAGUGCUGACUGAGACACAUGGACUGCAAAAACACCCUUACCUCACACAGAUAUAUGAAGUGAGGACAAAGUGGGCGAAACCAUACUUCAAGGGUAAUUUUUGUGCAAAAAUGACAAGCACACCAUGCAGCAAGAGUGCCAACCAUAUGCUCAAGGAAUAUGUCCCGGCAAGCUGCCCCAUGCAUUUAUUUUUAUGGAAAUACAUGAGGCUUCUUUUUGAUCGGGAAGCAAGCGAGAACUAUGAAGAAUGGCGUACAAAGACAACAUCUCCCGUGAUUAAGAUGAACACCCCGUUGGAGUUCCACGCUAGAACAUCUACACCCUCGCUAUGUUCGAAAAAUUCGGCGAGAUCCUGUAUGAAGCAGGACAAUACAAAGUGGAGGAGGUCGAAAAAGGUGCAAAAUACUAUGUACACCGAUACCACCCAGAGAAGCAUGACAAAUGGUGCAGGGCGUUGUACGUGGUGGAAGUUGUGGACCAAGGCGAAGAGCUUACAUGCGAAUGUGGUAACUUCGAGCACACAGGGUUGCUGUGCUGCCACGCAGUUAAGGUCCUUGAUUUCUUGGGUAUAGACCAUAUACCAGCAAAGCACAUACUCAAACGAUGGACAAAAGAUGCGAGGGAUGUACUACCACAACACUUGGCAUACCUUCAGAAGGAUCAGAUAUCAGUUAACCCCAUAACAUUCAGACAUUCAAAUCUGUACACCCAUGCCCUAGAGGUUGUCAGACUCGGUGAGGCAAACACAAGUGCGUAUGAGUGUGCGAUGGAACUCCUGAAGGAAGCAAUCCAUAAACUGACACCUAUGGCUGCUGUGCGCGACGGGAUGGGUUUAGACGACGUGAUUCAGGCAAACAAGGAGAAAGCUAGAGAGGUGAGUGUGGGGCAAGCACCACAGAUUGUGUAUGGGAGUGACCCAGAUGGUAGUGCAGUCGGUAAUUUACUCAGUUUGAUGGCUCCAGAGCAUACACAGAAGGCAGGCUGGCCAACGAGCAGCAGGGACAAACCUCCAUAUUAUGUCCGUGCUGCGAAGAGCAAGAAACGUAAGAUAGUGACACACCCAGCUGCUGCUGGAGCAUGCGAUACGAGCAAGCCAACACGCUUCUGCAGGAUAUGCCGUCAGCCAGGGCACAAGAGUACCACAUGUCCGCAGAGGGGUGACCUCCCUCGGAAGACAAAGAAGGAAGCGAAAUGCUCAAUCUGCGGGGUGGGAGGGCAUCGGAUGAACACCUGCAACAACCCUAUGGUUGUGCUACAUGCUGUUGAGAACAUGAUCUAUGGCGCAUCUUGGCACAAGACCGACGCGCCGUGAUCAGCCAACAGCCGUCUGCUGGCACGUACCAUAUGGAUCGGCCAACGGCAGUGGCGCCGAUGUUGUUUCUCCCGGUGUUGUUGCCUUGGCGACCAUGACCCUAAAUGGUCAAUGGUCGACAGUAAUUAUACCAUGGUAACCAUGAUCAGGUAAAUGGUGGCGACGAUGACACAAAGGUCUUUGUCACUGGGUUAUGAGUGUUAAGCUCAACUCGUCUUAUUGGCUUCACUGGGGUUGUUGCACUGUACUCCAAGCCUAAUUUAACUAGGUAGCGUGCCUAACUUGGUCAGGGUUUUAGACCUUGGACAUUUUGGCCAUGAUUUUCCAUAAGAAAAAAUGAAGUGCCUUCUUAUAGUUCAAUUGCAGCUGCACUGCUUGUUUGGUUCAGCAAAAUUUCUUGAAGUAUCAUCAGCAUUUAUUCAAUUAAAAUAUUAAUGCAAAGAUUAAUUAGCAGCGAAGAUCAUAUUGAUGGGUAACAUGCUCCCAUUUAAGCAUGGCACUGGCAUUGAAGAAAAGGUACACGAGAGAAAAAACAAUAAAAAUUGAAAUCAUUAUGGAUGGAUGAAAUAAAAAAAAAGGUAUGUAUCAAAAGGAUUAGCAUGGUUGGGAAGUAAGAGAAAAAAAGAAAAAAUUGAAAUCGUCUGGGAUGGAUGGAAUAAAAAAAAUGAAAUCAUCUGAGAUGGACGAAAAUAAUUUGAGUAGUUGGGAAGGGAGAAAAAAGAAGAAGAAAUAAAUGAGUAGUCUGGGAUGGAUGAAAUAAAUGAAAAGUAAUCAAAAUCACCUAAGAUGGAUGUAAAAACAUCGUUGGAUCUGUGCAAUUGCGAAGCGAGAGAAUAAAAAAAAUGGAAUCAUCUAGGAUGGAUGAAAUAAUAAAAUAAAAAUCAUCUGUGGUGAAUGAAAAAGAUCUCCGCAAUUGGAAAGCCUGGAAAAAAAGAAAAUUGAAAUAAUCUAAUAUGGAUGGAAUAAAAAUUAUGAAAUAAUCUGAUAUGGAUAAAAAAGGAUCUGUGCAAUUAGGAAGCAAGAGGAAAAACAAUUGAAACAA
Molecule: messenger RNA, 3287 nt
Organism: Aegilops tauschii subsp. strangulata
Lineage: Eukaryota; Viridiplantae; Streptophyta; Magnoliopsida; Poales; Poaceae
Product: protein FAR1-RELATED SEQUENCE 4
Molecular function (GO): zinc ion binding; nucleic acid binding
Source: RefSeq, a predicted model, not a curated record